Westerdykella ornata is the source of this 702-nucleotide messenger RNA. RefSeq lists its product as uncharacterized. The transcript has a single exon. NCBI's taxonomy places the organism in Eukaryota, Fungi, Ascomycota, Dothideomycetes, Pleosporales, Sporormiaceae. The record is from RefSeq and is a predicted model, not a curated record. The coding region runs from base 344 to 676 and encodes 110 amino acids.
AAUGUUCUCCUGCAUCAACUACGAGCGAGGCUGCCGAGGCCGCUGCAACGCCCAAGGCGGCCGUUGCGACAACUGCGUGCUCCUAAACCUUCGCACCGCCCGAACCACGAGCUCCAGCUCCGUAAACUCACGGCCUCAACCCACCUACUCCGCCCUGACCAGCUCGUUCGCCUCUCUUUCACAGAUCCAGCCAACAUCAAACGACGGUCGGUGACGAGUCGGCUCAGACAGUCCGGUCGGCUUGAAUCCUAGACACCUUAAAUACCACAUCUGAGAUGAUGGAGGGGAAACCCCUGACGACAUUACGAAUUGCAUAUGGACUUGGAAAUCGGCAGGCUAAACGAUGCAUCUCAAGAUUUAUUCAUUUUGUUCACAUCCGCCGCUCCAACAUUUCACUCGAACGAGCGUUCUGGUACCGGAACAUUCACGCGCUUUGCAACCUCCCUGGUUCCCUGCAUGUCAGGACGGAUACUCAAUUUUGAUACUCUUCUUGUACUGCAGAUUCCCUGUUAGCUCUUUUAUUGCUUCUCUGAUUCUCCUCUUUUGCAGAUUUCUCUUUCAUCCUACAAGACUUGAUUAUUUUCAGCGCAGGCGUACGGUGCAGGAUACUCUCAAGGGCCUUCAGGACACAGGUGUACGGGUCUCCAGAUAUCGCUCACCGCUUUAUCUUCUUUGAUCUUUUAGCAAUGCUUUACAUUUACU